AUGGCCCCUCAAGAAGAUGAUAUGCUGCCGGAGAACACGGCCGGCUACAAGCUCUCCCAACCCAAGCAGACCUUGGCUGAAUACCAGAAAAUGGGUAAGUUACAGAACCAAACCUUGCUACAAAUUUCUUUCUCUCUGUCCAUCUCUGUCUUUUUAAGGAUCAGCUUCAUUGAGCCCGACAUGGUGGCUUUCAGGGCCAAUGCCGCGUCACAGGGUGGCACCCGGUCCGCCGGGCCGCCCCGCUGCCGCUCACCCUACCCAUUCAACGUCCCCAAGGACGAUGGGGACGAGGAAGAAGAUUCGAAUGGCACUAACAGCGGUUGCGUGUCAGAUGAGGGCGACGAGUCCCUCCAGCGCUACAAGGAGUCGCUCGGCCUGGCUGCCGACGACCUUUCGGACCCCAAUGACCCGCGUGUGUGCAUCAUCCAGUCGCUCACCAUGGAUUCCCCUGGCCGAGCCCCCGUCGUCAUUGACCUCUCUGCCCCGGGCAGUGUUGAGACCCUCAAGAAGCAUCCGUUCAAGAUCAAGGAAGGUGCCAGCUUCACCAUGACCGCCCAGUUCAAGGUCCAGCACGAGAUUCUCAGCGGUCUGCACUACGUCCAGGCCGUCAAGCGCAAGGGCAUCCGUGUUGGCAAGUCUAGCGAAAUGAUUGGCAGUUAUGCUCCCAACACCGCCAAACAACCCAUCUACAGCAAGAAAUUCCAAGAGGAGACCGCCCCCUCAGGCUGGGCCGCCCGUGGAAGCUACACCGCCAGCUCUAGCUUUGUCGACGACGACAAGAAGACCCAUUUGGAGUUCGACUGGGCCUUUGAGAUCGACAAGGACUGGUGA
Molecule: messenger RNA, 831 nt
Organism: Dichotomopilus funicola
Lineage: Eukaryota; Fungi; Ascomycota; Sordariomycetes; Sordariales; Chaetomiaceae
Product: immunoglobulin E-set
Exons: 4
Coding region: 1-831 (276 amino acids)
Biological process (GO): Rho protein signal transduction
Cellular component (GO): cytoplasm; cytosol; membrane
Molecular function (GO): Rho GDP-dissociation inhibitor activity; protein binding
Source: RefSeq, a predicted model, not a curated record